UCGCGAGAGAGGAACGCACCGACAGUCGGCGCCGAGCCGUUCUCGCGUGACUUUGUAUUCGAGUAUUUCGUAGCGGGACGAUGCUCCCCGCUUACGGUUUUCGAUCGACUGCGACAUAAAAAGCUGCGCUCGUUGAAAUUUUGCCAAGUGAAAAUCACGGCAAAGGAUUCGACAAUUCGUCAUUUCCAAAAAUCGCGAGAGGAUCCAUGUGCCCGCAGCAUGGCUAUCAUGCAGUCCUGUUGCUGUUGGCAAUCCGUACGCAGAGGCAGUUAUGCCUGUGCCAUUUACACCAUAAUAUACUUUGCGUUGCUAGCGUCAACUACCGGCACGACUCUUCGAGGGGAGAGUCAGUAUCUGAAGGGGGACGUUUCCCUACCGGAAUCGAUUAGCUUUCUGGAAUCAGGGACCAUAUCGCCGACGACGGUUCAAUUCAACGGAAUGCUGCUUAUCUGCUCCUGCUGCGGCGUGCUGUGCAGUCUCCUUCUUUUGUACGGCUUAUACAAGGAUCGUAAGAUGUUACUGAUUCCAUGGAUUGUUGCAGUCAUCACGUGUGGUAUUAUAGACGUAGCACAUUCUUUGUACCUGUUCAUCGUCACAUACCCUUUGAAGGUUCCAGUAGUGAGAUAUGUAACUCAACCACCGACUACGACUGCCACUACGUCGUGUCUAAGUUCACGAAAAGGUGUAACCAAUAAUGAAACAAAAGCAACACCGACUCAGAGUCCCACAACGUGUCACAAUCCUCUCUUAUCGGAGAAAAGUCCCACCGGGAGUCGACUAUCGAGGAAGCACGUUCAGUUUCCAGACACAUCAGAUCCGAGUCAGAUAGAGAGACCAGAAAUACCAAUAACAAAAAUGCCAACAAAAUUCUCGUCGAAAGUUGAGCGCAACACGAGAACUUGGCUGCAACCUAGCGAUGCCAUAACAAUUGUCGUUAACCAGUCUUCGCCAUCAAGUGACGACGAGCAAAAUCAUUGCUCAUAGAAAGUAUGAAUCUGAAACACAAUCACAUACAAUUGUUAAUAAUCUGAAUACAUGUAUGUGAUUGCUGUAUAAUCUUCAAAGACUUAUUUUAUUGUUGUAAAUAUAUCGAUGAAUUUUUUUAUAAAGGAAAAUCUCACAGA
Pogonomyrmex barbatus (red harvester ant) is the source of this 1124-nucleotide messenger RNA. RefSeq lists its product as uncharacterized. The record is from RefSeq and is a predicted model, not a curated record. NCBI's taxonomy places the organism in Eukaryota, Metazoa, Arthropoda, Insecta, Hymenoptera, Formicidae.